Messenger RNA from Drosophila busckii, 1986 nucleotides. RefSeq names its product E3 ubiquitin-protein ligase KCMF1. The record is from RefSeq and is a predicted model, not a curated record. Gene Ontology annotation, molecular function: zinc ion binding. Lineage: Eukaryota; Metazoa; Arthropoda; Insecta; Diptera; Drosophilidae. The transcript is spliced from 2 exons. The coding region runs from base 293 to 1531 and encodes 412 amino acids.
AGUUUGGGUUUGAACAAUUGCCAAUCAAGCAGCAACAAAUAAAGUGGAGCGAGCUGUGUAAAACAAUAACUAGCGAGCAAGUAAAAUAAAUAAAUCUCAACUGAAAAAUAUAAAUAACAAAAAGCACGAACAAUAAACAAAAAGUUGUAAUUAUUUUGCGAGUUGGCAGCGCCUGCAAAACGUGGAGCAAGAAAAAAGUGAGAAGUGCAUUGUGCUCGUCAGCUGAGCUUGCGAAUUGAAAGAAAACAAAAGCCACAAGCAGCAGCUGUUUAUUAAUUAUUAAUUAAAAACAAUGGCUGCUGCCAAUCAUCUGGUGGAUCGGCACAAUGGCUACGUUUGCUGCAAGUGCAAGCGGGGCAACUUUGUGGGACGUCGCUACAGCUGCUGGGUGUGCCUGGAGUAUCAGCUGUGUGGCCGCUGCUACGAUGCGGGCGAGCCCUUGCCACAAAUGCGGCAGCACAAGUAUUUUCAUCCCUUAGAUGUGCACUAUACGCGCAAGGAGUACGAGCUGUACUUUGCUGGCGAGGAUUAUGUGGAGGCCAAUGCGCCGCAGAGCUUCAAGUGCGCGCUCUGCGAGAUCUGCGGCUUGACCAGCAUACAGCUGUACAAGCAUCUCAAUCACGAGCAUCGCACGCAUGCGGAUUUCAAUGAUUACUUUCGCAUACUCUAUGCGCGCUAUGAGGCCUAUGGCUCGGCUAUGCGCGCCGUCAAUGGCGCAACUCCAGCGCUGGGCGAUAUUUCGCUGCAGCGUCAGUGGCAAUUGCGGCAGCUGCAAGGCUCCUCCUCCUCCUCCUCGCUGCUGGAUACGAGCGUCAACUUUCGCGAUGCACUGCAGCAAACGCGACUGCGGCGAGAGGCGCUGCUGGAGCAGCGUGCACUCAAUGUGCUCACCGAGUGGACAGCCAAUGGCGCACAGCAUUUGAGCUAUCAGGAUCGCAUGAAUAUCCACACGAGUCUGCUGCAGCAGCAGCAGCAGCAAACAGCUGUGGUACGUCCACUUGGCACAUCGUUGCGCCCUCAAAAGUUAAGCAUUCGUCUGCCCAGAUCCAGCGUCUCCAUGCCACAAAGUCAAAACUUGGCAGUGCGUUGUCGCAAUGCUGAGGAAGCUUGGGCCAACUACUAUGCAGCGCAUCAGCAGCUGCAUGCCAACAAUCAGCUGUUUAACAACUACAACUAUGCUGAUGUAGCUUGUGGCAUGCCGCAGCAGCAGCAGCAGCAACAGACGGCAGCGUUGCCAGCUGAGCAAUCAGCUGAGCCACUGCACAGAUUUCUAUGCCUGCAAUUUCGACAGCAGCAGCAGCAGCAACCAGCAGCACAAUUGACUAAGCCGCAGGCAGCGAACUCACGUCGCUGCUUCAUUGAAGCUUUACUCUGCUCCAUGCUCUCAGAUGCGCAGCUGCUGCAAAUUAAGCUGCAGCCAAACAAACUGCAGCUACAGCCUAAGCCAAAGCUCAGCCUAGCAGCUGCCAAAGCGCAACUUGCUGCAGAGCCGCCAACUGCUGCCGGCUUGCUGCUGCUGUUGCUGCUAUAAAGCCCGCCUCAGAUCUAAUGGAUCGCUUCUAUAGAGGCCUGGACAACUACAACAAUUGGCUUAGCGAGUUUGCUGCCAAAAAGCGCUCCGGCGGCAGCUUGGCCCCAGCUCUACCCGAUUGUCUCUUGCAGUGCUCAAACGAACCCAUGGUGAACCUGAAAUUCGAUGCUGAUGGCGAUACAGAUGAUGGCAGUGCCGCCAGCGUUAAGAGUGAAGAACGCAGCAUUGUUAAGCCCUCAACAGAGCAGCCAGCUGAGCAGCAGGAAAUAGAACUGGGUGAAUCGGCUGGCGAGGAGCUGGAGGAAGAGGAAGAGUAUGAAGAUGCUUCGGAAAGUGAAACAUCAGAUUCGACAAUUGCCAUGCUGAUCAGCGAAAUUGAUCACAUUUAUGGUUAUUAAGCGAAUUGUUUAAACAUAAUAAACUAUGCUCGAUCAGUGUUGAGUAACGUAACAUAA